UGCCUGCAGGUCGCGGUGCGGGAGUGCGUGGCUCUCUGUAACAAGUGGCAAACAUUGGUAGCGUAAACUUCCACGUUGAGAAAUUUAUAUUUGUUAGUGGGGUUAAUAGCAUGGUGAACUUGGGUUGUGGUGAGGCGUACGGCAGCAGCAGCAGCAACAUGGCCCGCACGCCCCUCAAACAUUCCUUCUCCAUCAGCUCACUCCUGUCGGAGGCCGUCCUCAACGCCGUUCCUGCCCACGCAUCAGAGCAGCCCGUCAAGAACCACGACCUCUGCCUUCAAGAUUUUGAGAUGACAGCUGCUGUGGAAGACGACGAGGAGGACAUAGACGUGACAGGCGCCGCGAGUCCCCUACCCGGGGUCAUGUCUGACUCGGAGGUGGAGGAACAGCAAGAAAAAGACGAGAAGGACAUGAAGAAGGAAGACGGAGAGAAGAAGAAGCACGAGAAGCCGCACUUCAGCUACAACGCCCUCAUCAUGAUGGCCAUCAGGUCAUCGCCCGAGAAGCGGCUUACUCUGAGCGGCAUCUACGAGUUCAUCAUGAAGAACUUCCCGUAUUACCGGGAGAACAAACAAGGUUGGCAGAACUCCAUCCGUCACAACUUGAGUCUUAACAAGUGUUUUGUUAAGGUUCCCCGUCACUACGACGACCCGGGCAAGGGCAACUACUGGAUGCUCGACCCCUCGGCCGAGGAAGUUUUCAUCGGCAGCACCACGGGCAAGCUGCGGCGCCGCUCCACCACAGCUUCCCGCAACCGCUUGGCCGCCUUCAAGCAGUCCCUUCUCGGCCGCUUCGGCUGCUACUCCCCGCUGGGGCUGGCGCCGUACGCCGCAGCCGCAGCCGCCGCCGCUGCUGGUCUCGGGGGGCCGCUCGGGUCUCUGCCAGGGGCGUUGUCAAGUGGUCUGGCGUCAACCGCACUCUAUCAGCAAGCUUCUGCCGCAGCCGCGGCAGCAGCACUUUACCGCAGUUAUCCACCCACUUAUUAUCCUGGGCUCCUGCCCACCGCCCACCUGACGCAGGCCGUCUCCCCUGGCCCAACCGCAGCACCCACAGGCUUGUCCAAGCCCACCGCCCUCAGCCCACCUACACAACAACCGCCCACCUCCUUCAGUGUCGAUCACCUUCUCUCAGAUGCCCACCCGAGCAACCCACCUAGGAACCUCCUGGUGGGUCUGGGCGGGCUGUCGUCGUCCGCCCACUACGACGCCUACAGAAGUUCUUUGGUGGCCCAGAUGGGCGAGGGUGGACGACGGCAUUCGCUUCACCGCCCCAUUACAGUGGUGGGCGGCCGACCCAGCUAACUUAGUGACACCGCCCACACCUCGCCCGCGCCUUCAGCUGGGUGGAGGCGCUCACAACCCAGCCGCCCAUACACGCACACUCUCCACGCCCGCAACCCGGUCACCGCCCACGCCUCAACAUCCUCACCCGACU
This is a messenger RNA of Procambarus clarkii (red swamp crayfish), 1434 nucleotides long. RefSeq names its product fork head domain transcription factor slp1. Gene Ontology annotation, cellular component: nucleus. The record is from RefSeq and is a predicted model, not a curated record. Gene Ontology annotation, biological process: regulation of transcription by RNA polymerase II. NCBI's taxonomy places the organism in Eukaryota, Metazoa, Arthropoda, Malacostraca, Decapoda, Cambaridae. Gene Ontology annotation, molecular function: DNA-binding transcription factor activity; sequence-specific double-stranded DNA binding.